GAAAAGCCGGUUGAGAACUAAUUAUGAGAUCAGCUGACGUAGUGGAAACAUUGUAUAAGAUUGUAAAUGAGUGAGAUCGAUAGAGCGCAAAAUUUUCUAUCUUUCUACCUAGAAAAAUUAACUAUUGAACCUCAGACAAUUUGCUAAAAAUCUAAAAAAAUGAGGUGACAAAAGUACGUCGCAGUUCGACAACUCAGCACUCUUCAAUAUUUUGAAUGGUGCUCAAACGAGAAAAAUGCUCUCAGAGAUUCAAAUAGUAGGUUUUGUAGAGCUAGAAAUUCUCUAUCUUUUGGUAUGUAAAGAAACUUCUAAUUUGAAGAGGAAGUACGAAACAAAUGCAGUAACAUUUAGUUCAGUUUAUUAUGGUACACCAGUUAUCUUAUAUAUUAGUUUUAUUUUAUAAAUCCAUAACUAUUAGUAUGACAGAUACAUCUCAAACUCACCAGCCAAAUAAUCUUGAUCAAUUUUAUUUGGGUGUUGUUUCAAAAGAGCCAAGUCAACGAUUAGAAUGUUUUGCCGGAUUAGAGGAAUAUUUAAAGGAUCAAAAUAACACAUUGGAAUGCGAAGAUACAUACGGAUUUGUUAGUGGUUUAUUAAAAUGGGUUGAAUGUAGCAAUUAUAGGAUAGCAUUAAAUGGCUUGAAAGCUUUAGAAGCAUUUGCCGAAAGAUUAGGGGGUGAAUUUGAACGUUAUAUUGAUGAUGUUGUGUUAGCAUGUAUCGACCGGUUGGGUGAUUCGAAAGAUCAGGUUCGAAAUUACGCAUCAGAUCUAUUAACGAAAUUAAUGACAAUAUCCACAGCACAGCGUUUAUCAGCAUCAUUCGCCAUUGAUAAGACGGGUCGGCUUCUUCUUUCGUUUGUAUUUGGGGCAUCAUCUAUUCAAUUAAAUAAAUUAGUUCCAUUAAUUUGUAAGCUUGUCACAGAUUCGAAUGGACAGGUUCGACAACAAGCAGUUGAUACACUAGUGGAAAUAUAUCGACAUGUUGGUGAGAAAGUUCGAAAUGAUAUUGCUAAAAGAGAUAUUCCAGAAGCAAAAUUAAAAAUCUUAUAUGAAAAAUUUGAUGAUGUUGUGGCUAGCGGAAGAAUGUUAGCAAAAGAAGACAACUCAAAUGUGUCAUUUAUUGAUGGCGAAAGCAGGUGACGCCAGUUUCUUGUUAACAUAGGAAAUGAGGAGAAGUAGCAACAGAAUGUAGUGUAGAGCCAACAGAAAUGAUGAUGUUAUAAAUGAACUCGUGUCUCUUCUGAGGUCAGAAAUAAGUUAAGUUAAAUUAACAACAUCGAUUUUGAAAAAAAUGCAUGAACAUAUCAGCGGCGUAACCAGGAUUUUUAGUCCAAUGGGCAAACUUCUAUUGUAUCGGAAAAAAACGAUGGGCAAAAUGGGCAAGGUUUUUGUCGAUGGGCCAAAAGAUUUUUGGUCCAAAAAGACACAUAAAAAUGAAAUGAGA
Didymodactylos carnosus is the source of this 1443-nucleotide messenger RNA. The record is from the annotation of a GenBank genome assembly. Lineage: Eukaryota; Metazoa; Rotifera; Eurotatoria; Philodinida; Philodinidae.